Molecule: messenger RNA, 4290 nt
Organism: Indicator indicator
Lineage: Eukaryota; Metazoa; Chordata; Aves; Piciformes; Indicatoridae
Gene: KLHL24
Product: kelch like family member 24
Exons: 6
Coding region: 32-1834 (600 amino acids)
Molecular function (GO): protein binding
Source: RefSeq, a predicted model, not a curated record
CUCAAUGACUCUAUAGCCAACUGAUGUAACAAUGGUACUAAUACUGGGACGCAGACUGAAUAGAGAGGAGAGUGGGAUACGAGAUUCCCCUGCAACCAAGCGGAAAGUGUUUGAAAUGGACCCAAAAUCGUUGUCAGGCCCUGAGUUUUUUGACUUCUCCUCGGGAUCAUCCCAUGCUGAAAGCAUUCUCCAGAUCUUCAAUGAGUUUCGAGACAGCCGCCUAUUCACAGAUGUCAUUAUCUGUGUGGAAGGAAGGGAGUUCCCCUGCCAUCGAGCCGUUCUCUCAGCCUGCAGCAGCUACUUCAGAGCCAUGUUUUGCAAUGAUCAUAGAGAAAGCAGAGAGAUGUUAGUUGAGAUCAAUGGCAUUUUUGCUGAAGCUAUGGAUUGCUUUUUGCAGUAUGUAUACACUGGCAAGGUGAAAAUCACGACUGAGAAUGUGCAAUAUCUCUUUGAAACAUCGAGUCUCUUUCAGAUCAGUGUCUUGCGUGAUGCCUGCGCCAAGUUCCUGGAAGAACAGCUGGAUCCUUGCAAUUGCCUGGGAAUCCAGCGCUUUGCAGAUACACACUCGCUCAAGACACUCUUCACCAAGUGUAGGAAUUUUGCUCUGCAGACAUUUGAGGAUGUGUCCCAGCAUGAAGAAUUCCUCGAACUGGGGAAGGAUGAGCUUAUUGAUUACAUUUGCAGUGAUGAACUGGUGAUCAGUAAGGAGGAGAUGGUGUUUGAGGCUGUCAUGCGCUGGGUGUACCGGGCGGUUGAGUUGCGGAGGCCAGUGUUACAUGAAAUUCUGACGCAUGUCAGGCUCCCAUUGUUACACCCAAACUACUUUGUUCAGACUGUGGAAGUGGACCAGCUGAUUCAGAAUUCCCCAGAGUGCUAUCAGCUGUUGCAUGAAGCCAGACGAUACCAUAUCCUUGGAAAUGAGAUGAUGUCUCCCAGAACUAGGCCUCGCAGAUCAACUGGUUAUUCUGAAGUGAUAGUUGUUGUUGGAGGCUGUGAACGAGUUGGAGGGUUUAAUUUGCCAUAUACUGAGUGCUACGAUCCUGUAACAGGAGAGUGGAAGUCACUGGCUAAGCUUCCAGAGUUUACCAAGUCCGAGUAUGCAGUGUGUGCUCUACGGAAUGAUAUUCUUGUUUCAGGUGGAAGAAUUAAUAGCCGGGAUGUUUGGAUUUAUAACUCUCAACUUAACAUUUGGAUCAGAGUUGCCUCCUUAAAUAAAGGCAGAUGGCGUCACAAAAUGGCUGUUCUUCUUGGUAAAGUAUAUGUUGUUGGAGGAUAUGAUGGGCAGAACCGCCUCAGCAGCGUAGAGUGUUACGAUUCAUUUUCUAACCGAUGGACAGAGGUGGCUCCCCUUAAAGAAGCUGUGAGCUCUCCAGCAGUCACCAGCUGUGUGGGCAAACUCUUUGUGAUCGGAGGUGGUCCUGAUGACAACACGUGUUCUGACAAGGUUCAGUCUUAUGAUCCUGAUACUAAUUCUUGGUUGCUCCGUGCAACUAUCCCUAUCGCAAAAAGAUGUAUCACGGCUGUGUCUUUAAACAAUCUGAUCUACGUUGCUGGUGGGCUUACCAAAGCAAUAUACUGCUAUGAUCCAAUUGAGGACUACUGGAUGCACGUACAGAAUACAUUCAGCAGACAGGAAAAUUGUGGCAUGUCUGUUUGUAAUGGAAAAAUCUAUAUCCUUGGUGGAAGACGAGAAAAUGGGGAAGCCACAGACACUAUUCUUUGUUAUGACCCUGCAACGGGCAUUAUCACAGGAGUGGCAGCCAUGCCCAGGCCAGUAUCGUACCACGGCUGUGUGACCAUACAUAGAUAUAAUGAAAAAGGCUUUAAACUGUAAUUUUUUUCCUGAAAAAAAAAGAAGAUGAUGGCAUGAAUGAAUCCAGUGGUCUGCUGCAACACAGGCUUUUUAAAGAUUCCUGGAGUGGGAAAAUGCCCUUUCCCUGCCUAAGUGUCAUAUGAGAACUAUAUCCUGUGCCUUUAGAAAAAGGGUUAAUUUAACUUGCAAAAUGAGACUACAAAUCUAUGCAGUAACCAGAGUUCAGUUAUAUCUGCUGUGGCUCUGAUACAAGAGCAGUAACAGUACAUUGUACUGCUGUUCAGAAAAUUUGCCCUAUGUAUUUAAUCUUCUGUAAUGAAAAUCUUGGAAGCUUUUUGGGAAAAGUGCCUUCACAAGCAUUUGUGCCUGUGUCCUGAGAAGCUAUAUCUGCAAGGUGUAUCAGGUUCUGUUAAUUGGAAAAAUACAUAGACAAGGAAAUGUCAAAGAAUGAUCUAGGAUAAUUGCCUACAGUUAAAAGAAGGCUUACAUCAUUUGUAAUUCAUAGCACGUUAUUCUGACAAGCAGAUUGCUUGCCUCAACCAAAUGGAUUUUAUGUCAGAUCAUGCAUGGUUUGGAAUUAAAAAAGCAACUACAAAAAAAAACAACCAACCACAAAAAACAAAACGAGCUGAAAACAUUAGAAUCCUUUGGUAACACGUUUUUGUGAAGGAGGAGCUGGUUGUUCAGUGAGCUACUGCAGCACACUGCAGUGAUGACUGUACCUUAAUGCUAUGGACUUCAUAGUGUUGCUGUAUGUUCAUCAGAAGGACAAGGCUGCGUGACAUGGAAAACUAGUGACUGCUGGGGUGCAGGCAUGCAGCUGUGAAGCAGUUCUGGAAUCUCAGUUUUUAACUUUUCGAAAGUAUGCCUGGAGUCUGAAAGUUACUGGGUUGGCUCUUUGCUCAUUGUGAAGUAUUUCUAAACCAUUCAAGGAAUAAAGAAUGAUGAGCUCUGAAUUCUUCCGCUUUUCUGAAUCACCUGGUCAUAGGAGGUAGGGACUUGGGUUGCACCCUACAGCUUAUAAAUUGUUUUUUUGCAUCUCUCAUCUGCAGGUGGCAGAGUACCUACCUGCCAAGGAUUUCUUGGCCUUUGUUCAGACAAUCACUUACUCUAGCAGAGUUAAAUGACUGUAUAAGCUGCCUGGCCAUAGAUAAGAAGUUCUGGAAUGGUCUCUCCUGUCACCAGAAAAGUUAUCUGUGGGCCUGUCCAUGUAGCCCAAUGCGGAAACUCCCACAUGUUGUGGAUAACUUUGAAGCCUAGGAAGUGCCUGGGGUUUUUUGUUUUUUGUUGGUUGUUUGUUUUUGUUUUGUUUUUAAGUUAAAGGUGUUUUUUAUGUCCUCCCUGUAUUUCUAUACUAGGUCUCUUUAUUUCCAGGACACAGUUGUGUAGUUGAGGUACAAGUUCAUAAAAACUGAAAUAGCACUUGAGAAUAGGAAAAUGAAUAGGAUUGUCUGUGUACCAAUUUCCUGUUAAUCACCAAAAGCCUCAGGAACUGCCUUUCAAAGGAAUUCUGAGGACAGCAGACAGUAGGGAAGUUGGUCAGUGCCAGGGCAGAAAAAAAACCCAUAAGGCCCCUGCAGAGACAGCCCUGGCCUCAGGGUUCUGGUCUCCCUUGUUUGCUCAGGAGGGUGAAAACAAGCACCAUCUCUGGAACGUUGUUUGUUCCAUUGGACUUUCUUCAUCUGUUUUCCCAGAGUAUUUUUUCAUGAGAUGGAAAUUCUGACCCUCAGUGAAGCUAUGCCAAACUGGGAGUCAUCAUUUUCAGCAACAUAUGGUCAUGACUUUUAAAGAGCACUGGGAGCUGCACUUUGAUACAUUAACUCAUAACCUCAGGAAAAGACACAGAUUUCAGUUCCUAGCUGAAUACCAAACACUGCUUUGUAUAUGUUACACAUACUGAUAAAAUACACAUCUGUAUAUCAGUGAUGUCAUUAGGAAGUCAGUCACUGAGCAUGUACGUUCACAUUGCCCUAUGAAGAAAGUCCCUCUAAUGCUGGAUAAAUGCAUCAGAUAAAUUAAUCCUUUUCUAAGUGCCUUGUGUUUCUGCCCACCAAGUGUUACUUCAACAAGGUAAUUGCAGUACUUGUGAAUAAGGUCCCUCGAUAGCAAUGGGAAUUGGUGCAGUAACGAUGUUCUGUACUAACUCUGUACAUAACUUGUGCCAUCAGUGUAAAUGGAAUUGUAAAAAAUGAUAUGAGCACUUCAUUAGGAUGCCAUUUGGAAAAUAUUCUUCUUGCCUUUCAUUUCCUUUGUUUGUAUCAAGACUUGUAAUGUCAAUCAUCGUGCUAAACUGUUUUUAAACAUUCUUUAUUCUGUAGGCGUAGGCCAAUGUCAUUUAUGUAUAAGUAUCUUUUAAUCUGUGUUCAUAAUACUGCACUACUCUUUAAAUAACAAAGAUACUGCUUUCUGUUUUUUUUGAAGACUCAUUUUAUAGUUUAGUUAUCUUUUCUUAAUAAAUUAUGUACCAUUACUGUUAC